Messenger RNA from Photinus pyralis (common eastern firefly), 1609 nucleotides. RefSeq names its product DNA-directed RNA polymerase II subunit Rpb4-like. Gene Ontology annotation, biological process: transcription initiation at RNA polymerase II promoter; positive regulation of translational initiation; mRNA export from nucleus in response to heat stress. The coding region runs from base 122 to 1504 and encodes 460 amino acids. NCBI's taxonomy places the organism in Eukaryota, Metazoa, Arthropoda, Insecta, Coleoptera, Lampyridae. Gene Ontology annotation, molecular function: chromatin binding; translation initiation factor binding; nucleotide binding. Gene Ontology annotation, cellular component: nucleus; SAGA-type complex; RNA polymerase II, core complex. The record is from RefSeq and is a predicted model, not a curated record. The transcript has 3 exons.
ACAUUUCAUUGGCUUUGGUGGCAACACUGGUAACUGUGGCUGUUGAUCAUAAUAUUACAAAAUCUGUAGUUUAAUACCGUUUUUGAAUUAAUUUAAGAUACAAUUUAAGUACACAAUUAAAAUGAUGGCCACAACGAAUACCGAUUUAACAGAGGAGGACGCCGCCGAUCUGCAAUUUCCAAAAGUACAUGGAUCAAAUUUUGACGUUAAAAACGAGGAAUGCACUCGCUUAGCGCCCGUUAAUACUUCGUGUUUGUGUUGUAAUACCGAGUUAUCAGCACCUUACAUUGUUUGUGUUGUUUGUGAAGUUAACAUUUGCUGUAUGUGUUUCGCCAACGGCAGGGAGUUCUUAAACCACAAGAAUAACCACGAAUACUCCAUUUUUGAUGAUAAUUUUGUACUGUUCGAGAAAUCAAAUUGGACAGCUCGAGAAGAACUUAUCCUGCUAGAUACUCUGUUGGAUUACGGAAACUUCAGCCUCGUCCAUCGACAGUUACCAAAUCGUAGCUUCAAGGAGAUUAAAGAGCAUUACGACGAAUUUUACCUUAACAAGAAGGCAUCUAAUCUACUACCGAGUUUUAUACCAGUACCACUGUCAAGUAAACACGAAAUAAUGCCAUAUCGCUUUCAUCUGAACGAUAUCGAUGACCCACCCCGCCACAAUCCCAAUUCAGUCGGCUAUCACACGAUGGCCGGCUACAAUGCGGCUCGUUCAGACUUCGAGCUUGAGUACGAUUCGAACGCAGAGGACUUAAUUGCUAGCCUUAACUUUAAGAACAUCGACCGUAGCGACCCCGACUACGAAUUAAUGACCGAUCUACAGUGUGCCAUAAUUUCUAGCUACAAUCGUCGCUUACUGGAGAGGCAGCGACGAAAGGCAAUUAUCAGAAAUCACGGAUUGAUCCUGAUUAGGAAAACAAUCGGAUGGUUACAUCGGUAUGAUGCGACCAUAACACGUAGGGUCUAUGGAAAAAUGUGCCGGUUUAUGCAAUUUUUUUCUGGUAUGCACUUUGAGUACCUAAUGGAGGGUUUACAUCACGCCGCCGUGCUUAAAAACGAGAUUUUCAGGUUGUGCGAGUUUCACAAAAAAGGAAUUACAUCAAUUCCAAGCGCUCACCUCUACCUCCACCUGAGGCAACGUUACGAAGAGUCCUUUAGCGAUCUCAAAAUGUUUAAGAAUAACAUACAGCUCAACUGGAAGGUCAAGCACUCGGUGGCUGCGUCAACUUUACCAAUUAAUUUAAAGAGAAGGGGCGUUUUCAGCCCUUUAGAUGUUUUGGGUUUGCCGGGGUAUGAGAAAUUAACGUCCAAAGAGAAAGAACUGUGUCGAAACGUUAGGUUAGUUCCUAUGUCUUAUAUAGAAUUUCGUGAUAUUUUGGUAAACGAAAGUAGAAAGGGGGGACAUUUGAAGCUGCAAGCAGCACGGAGGUUGUUAAAAAUUGAUGUGAAUAAAACCAGAAGAUUAUAUGAUUUUUUAGUUACAGAAGGCUACAUCAAUAAGUAGGGUUUUUUCAAUUUUUGUUUAUAGAGUAUUUUAUUUAUUUAUGUGAAUUAUAUUUUUAUUUAUUAUACCUACUUAUAUUUAUUGUAAUAAACGGUUUACAUUAUG